This is a messenger RNA of Tigriopus californicus, 3653 nucleotides long. Its product is annotated as myosin heavy chain, muscle-like. The record is from RefSeq and is a predicted model, not a curated record. NCBI's taxonomy places the organism in Eukaryota, Metazoa, Arthropoda, Copepoda, Harpacticoida, Harpacticidae. Gene Ontology annotation, cellular component: myosin complex. The coding region runs from base 1 to 3510 and encodes 1169 amino acids. The transcript has 4 exons.
AUGUAUCCCGACUUCAAGAGCCGAUACCAGAUCUUGGGUCAAGAUGAGAUCACCAAGGCGGGUGACAACAAGAGCGGUGUCUAUGCUCUCUUGGACAAGGUUGAAUUCUCUCGCGAUAAACGUCGCGACCAACGUGAGCUCCUCAAAGUCAUCCAACGCAACUUCAGGAAGUACAUGCAAUUGCGAAACUGGGGAUGGUUCAUCAUCAUCCAGAAGACUCGACCUCUCAUUGGUCAAACCAACAUUGAGGAAGAACUUCGUCUUUUGGAGGAGAAGGCCAACGAGGCUUAUGGAGCAUAUAAGGAUCAACUUGAUACCAAGGCCAAACUGGAGGAAGAGAGCAUCAGGAUCAAGAAAGAAACUGAAGACAUCAUGAAGCAAAUUGAGAGCGAGCAAGGCAAUCUCAGUGAAUACACCGAGCGUCAAGCCAAGGCAUCAGCCCAAAAGGCUGAUUUGGAAGUUCAACUUCAGGAGGCUGGUGAGAAGCUUGCCAAUAUGGAACGGGAGAGGCAAAAUGCCACAGCAGACAAGAAAACUUUGGAGCAAGAAAAUCAAGUCAUUAAGAAAGACAUUGAGGAUCUUGAGGUCGCCAUCCAGAAGUUGGAACAAGAAAAGACCAACCGAGACCAUUCCAUCAGAUCCUUGAAUGAUGAGAUCGCUAAUCAAGAUGAAGUGAUCAACAAGCUCAACAAGGAGAAGAAGCAUAUGUCAGAGAACAGUGCUAAGGCCACGGACGAUUUGCAAUCCGCUGAGGACAAAGUGGACCACUUGAGCAAGAUCAAGAGCAAGUUGGAACAAACCCUUGACGAAUUGGAGGACUCUCUUCAACGCGAAAAGCGAGGACGAGCUGAUAUCGAAAAGCAACGUCGAAAGGUUGAGGGUGAGCUCAAGAUUACCCAAGAAACUGUGGGUGAACUGGAGAGGAGCAAGCGAGAGUUGGAAAACACCAUUGCCCGAAAGGAAAAGGAAAUCUCGACCUAUGCUGCCAAGCUCGAGGAUGAACAAGGAGGAGUGGGCAAAAUCACCAAGUCUAUCAAAGAGACUCAAGCGCGAGUGGAAGAGCUCGAGGAAGAGUUGGAAGCCGAAAGGCAAGCCAGGGCCAAGGCUGAACGUCAACGCUCCGACCUUGCCAGGGAAUUGGAAGAGCUAGGUGAGCGUCUCAAUGAGGCUGGCGGUGCUACUUCAGCUCAAAUUGAGUUAAACAAGAAACGAGAAUCCGAGGUCCAAAAGCUCCGAAAGGAUCUUGAGGAAGCUCACAUUCAACAGGAGGCUACCAUGUCCAACCUGAAGAGGAAGCAUCAAGAUGCCAUUGCCGAAAUGAGCGAGCAAAUUGAGCAACUCAACAAGAUGAAGACCAAGAUUGACAAGGAUAAGAACCAAAUCUCUCACGAAAUCACUGAUGUUCGAGCUGCCACUGACGAGAUCAAUCGCGCCAAAGCUUCAGCUGAGAAGGCCAACAAGAAUCUUCAACAAACCUUGAACGACACCUCCAAGAAGGUUGAAGAGGGCAAUUUAACUCUUGGCGACUUCGAGAACGCUAAGAGGAAGUUUGCCGCAGAGAACGCUGAUCUUCUCCGACAAUUGCAAGAACUCGAGAACAACAGCAGCAUGUUGCAGAAACUCCGAAUUCAAUUGGUUAGUCAAUUGGAUGAGGCUAAGCGCAACGCUGAUGAUGAAGCUAAAGAGCGACAAUCUCUUUUGGGCAAGUACAAGAACUUGGAACACGAGUUGGAUGGUAUGCGCUACCAAUUGGAUGAGGAAUCCAGUGCCAAGGACGAUGUUGCCCGUCAGUUGACCAAGGCCAGCCAAGAGGCCGACAUGUGGCGCCAAAAGUACGAGAUCGACGGAUUGGCUAAGGCCGAGGAGCUUGAGAUGUCCAAGAUGAAGUUGCAGGCCCGCUUGACCGAGGCUCAAGGAACCAUCGAGAACUUGCACGGCAAGCUCCAUCAAUUGGACAAGGCUAAGGCCACUCUUCAGAGUGAGAUUGAUGAUAUGGCUGUCCAGGCCGACCAAGCUCACAUCUUGAACAAUCAAAUGGAGAAGAAGGCUAAGCAAUUCGACCGCAUUGUCGCCGAAUGGAAGCAAAAGGUUGAUGGUCUUGGCAUGGACUUGGACAAUUCUAUCAAGGAAUGCCGCAACGCCUCUUCUGAGCUCUUCAGGAUCAAAUCUGCCUAUGAGGAAUCUGUGGCCCAAUUGGACGAAGUUCGAAAGGAGAAUCGAAACCUGAGCACCGAGAUCAAGGACAUCAUGGACCAAAUCAGCGAAGGUGGACGAUCCAUCCACGAGAUUGACAAGAUCCGCAAGCGUCUCGAGGCCGAAAAGAUGGAGCUCCAAGCCGCCCUCGAGGAGGCUGAGGGUGCUCUUGAGCAAGAAGAGAAUAAGGUCCUUCGCGCUCAAUUGGAGCUCACUCAAGUGAGACAAGAGAUCGAGCGACGCAUCGCCGAGAAGGAAGAGGAGUUCCAGAGCACCCGCAAGAACUUCCAAAAGGCCAUCGAUGGCAUGCAACAGGCUUUGGAAUUGGAGGGCAAGGGUAAGGCUGAAGCUCAACGCAUGAAGAAGAAAUUGGAGGCCGAUGUAGCGGAGUUGGAGGUGGCUUUGGAGCACGCCAACGCUGCCAACAUGGAGUCCCAAAAGACGAUCAAGAAGUACCACGAGCAAAUCCGUCAAUCUCAAGCUCGUCUUGAGGAAGAGCAACGGGCCAAGGAGGUCUCUCGUGACCACCUCAUCGCCGCCGAUCGCCGUGCUCAUGCCGUUCAAAAUGCUUUGGAAGAGGCUCGAACUCUUCUGGAGCAAGCUGACCGUGCCCGUCGUCUUGCCGAACAAGAGUUGUCUGACACUAACGAGCAACUCUCCGAUUUGACUUGCCAGAACCAAGCCAUUGCUGGAGCCAAGAGGAAAUUGGAGUCUGAGAUGCAAACCCUGCAGGGUGAUCUUGAUGAGAUGUCCAGCGAGGCCCGAAUGUCUGAGGAGAAGGCCAAGAAAGCUAUGGUUGACGCAGCCCGAUUGGCUGAUGAGCUCAGAGCCGAGCAAGACCUGGCUCAAGCUCUUGAGCGUGAUCGCAAACUAUUUGAUUGCCAAGUCAAGGAAAUGCAAUCUCGAUUGGAUGAAGCUGAGACCAAUGCCCUCAAGGGAGGCAAGAAGGCCAUGAACAAGAUGGAGACCAGGAUUCGCGAGCUCGAGUCCGAAAUGGAUGCCGAAAACAGACGUAUGGGUGACGCUACCAAGAAUCUCCGCAAGUCCGAACGCCGCAUCAAGGAGUUGUCCUAUGCUGCUGAGGAAGACCGCAAGAACCACGAGCGCAUGCAAGGCCUGAUUGACCAACUCCAAGGCAAGAUCCGCUCCUACAAGAAACAGAUCGAAGAGGCAGAGGAGAUCGCCGCUUUGAAUCUGGCCAAGUACCGCCAAGCCCAAGGCCAAUUGGCCGAGUCUGAGGAGCGCGCUGACCUGAACGAGCAAGCCUUGGCUAAGUUUAAGGCCAAGGAGAGGGCCUCUUCUCUUGCACCUAUGUAAGACUUUCGACCACUGACCUGAUUUGGAUCUUCUCUAAUGAAAACGGAGAAAAUUCAACCGGCAAUCGCUUCAAAAUUCAAAAUCAUUGUUUCUUUAUGAAAUUGGCCUUAUCUUUGGCAAUAAAUUUCAAGCAUGACAGGCAA